Molecule: messenger RNA, 1590 nt
Organism: Lodderomyces pseudojiufengensis
Lineage: Eukaryota; Fungi; Ascomycota; Pichiomycetes; Serinales; Debaryomycetaceae
Gene: PPT1
Product: protein serine/threonine phosphatase
Exons: 1
Coding region: 1-1590 (529 amino acids)
Cellular component (GO): nucleus; cytosol
Molecular function (GO): protein binding; protein serine/threonine phosphatase activity
Source: RefSeq, a predicted model, not a curated record
AUGUCAACAAAUACUGAUGAAGCCAUCAAAUAUAAAGAUGAAGGAAAUCAACAUUUGAAAAAUCAUGAAUAUGAAGAAGCAAUAGCGUCUUAUACAAAAGCUAUCGAAUUAGAUCCAACGAAUGCAAUAUUUUAUUCAAAUAGAGCUCAAGUUCAAAUUAAAUUAGAAAAUUAUGGUUUAGCUAUACAAGAUUGUGAUUUAGCAAUUGAACAAAAUCCUAAUUUUUUAAAAGCAUAUUAUAGAAAAGGUGUAUCUCAAAUGGCUAUAUUACAACAUAAAAAAGCUCAACAAAAUUUUAAAUUUUUAUUAACAAAAUUGCCGAAUGAUAAAUUAACUUUAGAAAAUUAUAAACAAUGUACAAAUUAUUUAAAAAGAGAAGCUUUUGAAAAAGCUAUAGCUGGAGAUUCUCAUGUUUCUAUUUUUAAUACAAUUGAUUAUUCAAGUAUUCAAAUUGAAAAAUCAUGGCAAGGACCAACUUUAGAUAUAACGACUAAAAAAGAUAAUAAAAAUAAUGUAAUCGUCGAUAUUGAAGGACUUGAUCUAAAUUAUUUGAAAUAUGUUAUAAAAUUAUUUAAAGAUGGAGGUAGAUUACCAAAAAAACACGUUUUUGCAAUAAUAGCGAAAGUAAAUCAAAUUUUAAAAAAUGAAAAAAGUAUGACUGAAGUUUCAAUAAAUCAUUCAAAAUUAUCAAGAAGUUCAAAUGAUGAUGAAAUAAUAGGUGGCUCGAAAUUAACAGUAGUUGGAGAUACUCAUGGACAAUUUUAUGAUGUAUUAAACAUAUUUAAAAAAUUUGGUAAAGUUUCAAAUGAUCAUGUAUAUUUAUUUAAUGGAGAUUUUGUUGAUCGAGGAUCUUGGUCAACUGAAGUUAUAUUAUACUUGUAUAUAUUAAAAAUUUUAUUUCCAACAAAAAUAUUUUUAAAUAGAGGAAAUCAUGAAACAAAUGAUAUGAAUAAAACUUAUGGAUUUUGUGAUGAAGUUGAACAUAAAUAUAAUAAAAAAAUUUAUAAAUUUUUUACUGAAAGUUUUGGUUCAUUACCAUUAGCUUGUUUAAUAAAUAGAGAAUAUUUAUGUAUGCAUGGAGGAUUAUUUUCAAAUGAUAAGACCACCUUAAAUGAUAUUAAAAAUAUAAAUAGAUUCCCCAUUAGUGGAUCAUCACAACCUCCAAAAGAAGGUAUAGCAAUGGAAUUAUUAUGGACUGAUCCUCAAGUUAUAAAUGGUAGAUCACCUUCUAAAAGAGGUAUUGGUAUUCAAUUUGGACCAGAUAUAACUGAAAGAUUUUGUUUAAAUAAUAAAAUUAGAAAAAUUUUAAGAUCACAUGAAGUUAGAAUGUCAGGUAUAGAAGAAGAACAUAAUGGUAGAUUAAUAACUGUAUUUUCAGCACCAAAUUAUUGUGAUUCAACAGGUAAUUUAGGUGGGGUAUUACAUUUUAUUGAAAAUUCAAAAUAUGAUCCAACAAAAGAUGAAGGUGAUGGAUAUAAAAAAAUUGAAGAUGAAAAUAAUCCAUGGUUAUUAACUAAUGAAACUUUUGAAGCUGUCGAACAUCCAGAUAUAAAACCAAUGGCAUAUUCAAAGGGAGGUUUUGGAUUUUAA